GACGAACCUCACUUUUCCGGUUCACAUUCUCACAGAAUUAUCUUAUUUUCAUCAGAGCUUAAAACAUAUGUAAGAUCACGAAAACAUGGCAAGACAAAUUCCUCUGACAUGUAGCGGGCACACAAGACCGGUUGUACAUUUAUCUUUCUCUGAUAUAACGCCUUAUGGAUACUUUCUUAUUAGCGCGUGUAAAGGUAAGACGCCAUAUUUCUGUAUUUUUCACCGGCCGGCUUUCGCUCCCGUGACUUUUUGUCCUAAAAAAUCCACCACUAUAUGAAUUUAGUACCCCUUUUUUGAGGAGACAUUUUAAAUAGUCUAAAUGAUAAGCAAAUGAGAUACAUUAGGUGUCGAGGAAAGAAAAACGACGCAAUCUUGUAAGGCGCGAGAAGUCAUCAGGGGCACCCAACGAGGAUAUAGUUCAAAACCACUUAACAUAGCAUUGUUGAACGUAUUUUAGUAUUCAAACGGUAGAUAUAGGCAUAUUUUUAUCCCCUAAAAACUUUUCAUCUGUUCGGAUUUCCUAGCUGAAAAUCUAGUGAUCCGAAAAUUAUAGGGAUAAAAACUUACCUUCUCGAAAAUUUCAGCCAGGAAAAGGCUCCCGAAAAUUCUAGGUGGCCUUUUUUAGGGUCAAAAUCCGUUAAAAAUGAGUAAUUAUACCAUUUUGUAGAUGUUCGAAAAUCCUAGGAGAGGCAGGCAAGCAAGAAGUUUUACAACAAAUGCUCCGAAAAUUCUAGUUCUCAAAUCGUCUUCCGAACAGAAAUUUUCCCGAAAAUUGCCGUUGGGUGCCCCUGAAGUCAUGAUCAGCGAAAUGAAGUCGCUCAGUUCCGUUGUAGUUUCUUUGUUGCCACGCAGUAAACUAGAAAUACGUGUCUGGCAACUCUCGCGAAACUUAGUGUGGAUAGCAACACUCAAGUUAAGCCGUGACCGGUGGGGUACUGCCCCCGGGGUGGGGUAAUUAAGAACAGGAUCGGUGACCCGCCGUGAAUAUCCUGUGUUGUCAGCAAAAUGAAGGUAUUACAGGUCGUUUUGAUACAAAGUCGUUUCGAUACAAGUUUAUUCAGUGUAAAAAGUUUCAAGUCCUUGGCUUAAAGAAUGAAGAAUAAUCAUCCAAACUGUUUUUCGUGUUGACGCGGAAACUAAACUUGAAGGGAACGAAAUUAGUGCACCAAGAAUAUUUUAUUCAUGGUGUGCCCAGCGCAUGGAUUGAACAUGAAUGUUAAUGACCUACACAAUCGGAUACCCCUGUUUGGUGUUAGCCUGCAUAGCGAGUGCUGUGAAGUGUUUGGGCUCAAGACAGAAAGGCUGCGAGAGAGGGAGACACAUAAAGGGGAGGGGAAGUGCCUGCCCGAGAGGCCCAUGAAAAUCAUUUCCCUCUCCAGUCCAAAAACCUGGCAGCCGCCGCAUGAUCUGGCAAAAAUUUUGACAGAAAACUAUUGACCUUGCGCAAACAAAGCAUGGCAAAGCGUUGUACAUUUAUACCCUUGGUCUAAAUGCAUCUGUUAUAAAGAUCAGUGAGGUUAUCUGAUUAUAGAGUGAUGUAGAAAUAACCAAAGGGCAACACACAGCUUUAAAUCGUUUUUAACCCAAGGCACAAUAAAUACGAAACCGAGUCAAAAAUGGGUGUUUCUUGAAGAAUGCAUGCUGUGUAUUAUAAAAAAGCUAAAUAUUGUUCUCUGAGAUUACAAAGUCACAACUGACAGACACUGAAGAUUACAGUAUACAUGGAUAAUGACCAUUGCUUUUAUUGCACAAAGUUGCAGCCGGUUAUAGAGCCGACAUGUCCUACUAAUUGGACCUAAACUUCAGAACACAAACUGUACUGAGAUGUUGUUAUAGGCUGAAGUAACAAGACAUAAACACUAGACAUCAGGUCGCCUUCGAGCAAUACUAAUAUUAUCAACAGAGAAAGGUUUUUCAAAUUCAUGCCUCUGGUAAGUGUUUCAUUUCAUCAAUCCUGUCCAGGUUUUGAUGGUAUGCAUUCCAUCGACAAUGAAAGCCGCCAGGUUCUUUUUUAGCAAAGAGUAUUUCCUCUGAUCUUCGUUUCAAUGAUUCAACAGAUCUUUUGUCUGUUGCCGCUUCUGCCAUGCGUAUUUGAUGUCAAAUCAUUCCUUUGUGAAUAACGUUUGAACACUCCAACUUUUCUUUUAGAUUAUAGCCACAUUGGCCCAUUUAACCAGAUUGAAGUGACCUCCAAGAUCUGAAAUUCAAUUAUACCAGUUAGUGGUGUAAUAUAAGACCUUCACUGCCUUGUCCAUGUAGUACAUUUUUUUUUUUUGCAAAUGAACUUGUGUUUUCUUUGGUUGACAGUUUUCUCACCUAAUGGAACAACUUAUCCCCUCGGGAGCCUCUGAACCAAUAGGAAAAUUCCACACUCUCAGAAAGCGAGCAGAAACGAUUUUCAUUGGCUUCUUGGGCAGGUGCUCCCUCUCCCCUUGCAGAAGAGUUUGCUUUUGUCGGCUAUGUCUGAGAGCGGGGGAGGUUAUCAACUUUCUUUCCCUGAAAAGGGAGGGCUUAUUAGAGAGGGAGCUUAUUUGAAGGAGGGGGGGCUUAAUAGAGGGUUUACGGUAUUGCCACGUGUGAUAAUUUGUCUUAUUUGUUGUAGAUGGGAAACCCAUGUUAAGAUAUGGUCACACUGGUGACUGGAUUGGUACUUAUGAAGGACACAAAGGAGCAGUAUGGAGCGCUACAUUAACUGAAGAUGCCACAAAGGCAGCCACUGGUGCUGCUGACUUCACAGCGUAUGUAGUAGACAUAACAUUUAACUCAUGAUCACUCUAUUACAAAGACGGACACCUUAAGGAAACAGCACUAAGUCUCCAUCUAUUCUAAGAGUAAUGUAGGGCUUAUAGAGAGUCUAAUAAAUGAAGUGAAGGAAGCAGAAACCAACUCUAGGUGUCUGUUUUACCAAGGUUUCGGCCUUAUGGAGGAAUCCAUUAGGAAGAAGUUGACUGUAUUCUCAGUGGCAGAUCAAGAGGGUCUAAACCCUGAUAAAAUGCUCUCAUCAGACCAAAAUAUGUCUUAGUAUUUUAAUGGCUUUGUGCUUUAAAGACAAAAGGAAUUUACUUGAAGAUAUAUAUAGUUGAUAUUUACCAGGGAAAAAUGGGUCAUAGCCUGUAAGGGUAGAUAGAUUUUAUAGUUUUUUAACAGCUUUAACAGUAAGCACCAGUUUUACAUCCUUUGCCCAAAGAAUUCUGGAUACAAUACUGUUGUUUGGUUACCAAUAAUAGUUCCUGCCUCAACUUGUACUAAGUUACUGUUCCCCUUUAAUGUAAAACCCCCUUUCCAUCAAGCCCUCAUCUUUGAACAGUCAGAAUUUAUCAAUUCCUCCCCUUCCCUAGCCUGCAAAGCACAGACGUAUUUCCGGACGACCAGAAAUACGUCUGCCCAUCGCGACCCCCAUUUGUCCCAUUUGUAGAACUGUGCCUCAAAUCAUGUGGAGCUGGCCUAUUCCCACCUGGCUAAUCCGUGGUUGACUGACUGACUGACUGAUAAAUCUGUGCUUUAAAAACUCAGCCAAGUAUGAAAUCAGUCAAUCUAGCUCAUUUUUAUUGUUCACCUUUUCUAGAAAAGUUUGGAAUGCUGAAACUGGUGAAGAACUCAGAAGUUUGCCACACAAACAUAUUGUAAAGAUUGUGGACUUCUCUCCAGUAAGUUAUACUGAUCUUGAUAACAUGAUAAUUUGUUACUAAUAACAUCACGAUAAGUAGCCUUACAGUAACGACAUUAAUUGCAAUUGUACUACUAUUUCCACUCAUCUAAUUUGGUAUCUGUUAACAUAUUUCCACAACUUUUUUGACAACUAUAGUUACUAUGUGGCAACAUGAACCCGUUUCUUAUGAUUAGCAAAGAAUAUCCAAUAUUAAAGUAUUUCUGUCAGUUUUGCACUCAGUUUUUCACUGGGUGUUUCACACUCACACGGAAGCCUUCCACGGGUCUCAAUGUAAUUUGAAGUGCACAUCUGAUUUGAGUAGAGUAAUCAACUCUAUCAAAAAGAUUUGAAAGAAUGUUUAUUUGAUUACUAAAAUUUAGAGAAAAGAGUACCUGACUUUUCUGAGUUAAGUAGCCGAUCCUUUUUGUUGGAAAUUGGGGCUUAUUGUAAGCACUGCCUACACCUGUACAUUUUGUAAUAAUGACACCAUUUAGGCAGGGCUGUCAUUAAGUUCUGAACUAGACAUUCACCUGUAACAUCUCACAAAAAUUGACAGUGUUACCUUUAUCAUUCCACUUUGAUCACCUGUAACAUCAAGUGAGCUCAGCUGUAACCGGUGUUACGAGUUAUGGCCCUUAAUGAGAGUUCUGCUGAGGUACUAGUGAAAAUUGUUUCGGACUAUUUUUAAUCAGAGAAACGAGAUAAAAUGUGGUCAUACAUAUUAUUUUGGCCUAAGUGCAGGGUUUGUACAUGAAAUUGAAGAAUUUCAGUUUCCAGGCCUGGAAAGUCACGGAAUUCAAUUGUUGGUCCUCGAAAGUCACGGAAAAUUAACGUUAUGUUAGAUAGAUUAGAUACUGCAGAUGUCAAAGUAAGGACGAAGUAAGAUAGCGACGAGAAAUGAUUACUAAAUGGCAGGGGCUUUAGUGGACACCAGAGUGUCUGCUAAACUGAGUUGGGUCAAAAAUACCCGAAAAGAACGAAAGUUUUGAAAAUAUUCGAAAGUGACAGCUAACCCUAAGGUCAUGGAAAACUUUGAAAAGGUCAUGGAAAAAGUUUUGGAAAGUCAUGGAAUUGGAAGAGCUUGAAAAGAGUACACGUCGCUGAAGUGUGUCAUCUAAUUUUGUUGCUGAUUGCACACAUAGAGGAUAUUACAUGGCCACGUGGAGAUACAAAAUGUCUUUUUGAGUGUUUCCCAUUUCUCUUUGUUUAAUGUUUUUAUAUGCAGUGAAAGGUGUGAUGUAUUGUUUAGCCAUAUCAAUGGUGAUCUUUUCACAUGUGAAGAUAACAUGUUAUUAUUUUUCACAUUUGAAGAUAUCAUGUUUUCAUGUGAAGGCUCACCUGGUAUUUCAUUGGUGUUUAUAUAAUAAAUAUUAGCUAUCUAAACUUGUAAAUUUGUUUUUUGUUUUCCUUAGGAUGGGAAAAGACUUCUAACGGCUAGCAAUGAAAAGCUUAUAAGAAUAUUUGACUUGCAAGAUGAAAGCGCAGGUAAGGAAAUUUUUCUAUUUUUUGCUGCUGGUGUUAAGUACGUUAUUGGAACUUAAUCUCGCGAUUUUGGUGAGACAGUAUUUUGCAGCGUUUUGUUUUCACAAUUUGAAUAGGAAAAUGAAAUAAUUUAAAAAUAAUAAGUCGAGUCAAACAUUCUGAACUUAAAGUGAUUUUCCAAAAAGUCUGAAAUUUUUAUUUUUUCUGGAUAAGCUGGAACAGGCAAAAUGACAUUUAUCUACUCCAUAUAAUUAUGUGAAAUCUUUGGAAAAUAAAGUUAUUUCACAACAGAAGAUACAAAAUUUAUUUUGAAGUGAGCCCUCUCGAUGAGCUUUUUUAUUACUCUUAGGGCAAACUCCGUCAAUAAAAUACAUUUAAAUGGAAAAAAGCAAUGUCAUGGAAUAUACCCGUAACAAAUUGUGUAUUUGUCUAUACAUGAACUGUAUAAUUUUUGUUAUUACAUGAUAAACAUUCAAUUCACUGUGAUUUGAAUUUUCUAUGAUGGGUAUUAAAUUUUGCAUGUUUAAAUUUUGCAAGGAUUUACAUAAUUCACAAGUUUUUAAUAUAAAUAAAGAUCCAUGAAAUUAAGUGCCAAUGAGGUAAUAUUUUUAAUGUCAAAUGAAUGUAGGUGACUCAAUCAAGAAGCAUAUAGUUUCAGUCAUUUUUCAGUUUGUUACUCCAAAAGCUAGAGUGACAACUCUACCAGCAGACAGUCAUAUUUAUUUUGCUUUUAGCACCCUAAAACAGUAUUAAAUUAAUCCAAACAUUUUAUGGUGAACACCCCAUCAUAUUUACCUUUAUAUGGGAGAAAAAGAAAAGAACAUUAUUUUACUGUCAAUUUCUGCAAGCAUAUGUAAUAAAAUGGAGUAUUGAUUUAAUAGUACUCCAUGAAUAAUAUUUCUUGUACCAACUUCAAGGAAGCUAAUGAUUUAAUAGAUUAACUAUGGGAGCUUGAAAUCAAGGAUUCAAUUAUUAAGUUUCUUUUUUUUUCAGAACCAGACUUAUUCAAAGGCUAUACAGUGAAUAUUAGAGCUGCACUAUGGAGUAAAAACCCUACGUAUAUUAUCAGUGGAGGAGAAGAUAAAGCAAUGAGGUAAUAAGCAUAUUGUAUUAUUGAUAAAUUUCUCGCGAUACUCUGAUCCCAUUUUUAAUAGAGACCUGGGUGGUGAGAAUCAAGGCAUCUUGCAAAAUUUAAUUAGGUUAUACUGUGCAAGGAUUCUUGAAAUCUGUAAUAUACACUGUUCAUCACCCUGUUCAUGUCUACAAUAUACUGGUGUCUGCGAUCUUUUUUUUUUUGUUUUUUUCACAGCUUUAUUGGGUGCUCCUCUAGUGAUAUACAAUAUAAAUUUGUAAUACAACACACACACACACACACACAAAAAAAAACAAAAAAACAACUCCCUGGCUUUGAGAAUGGUUUUGAAAGGCACUUCUACAACUUCAAGUCCACAUUACAGAUUUUCAUCUUCUUUGAAUUGAUUGAGGGUCACACUUUCAGUGUUCCAGUUAAUUCUUUAAAGCAGGGGAUCAUGUAGACCAUUAUUUUGAGGGGUCACUAACACCAUGUGCUAAUUUUUUUUCAUUGUAUUUAACUUAACAUUUAUUUUCGGGUUGCUUGAUGAUUACUUCCCAAGAUGUAUGAAACUCUGAGUGGCAAUAAAUGUUCAAGAUCUAAUCCAGUUCCAUCAGUUUACUUGUAUUCUGCUCUAGUUGAACUGUUGAGCACUCUUAUAGUCAAUGAGGACAUCAUUCUGGUACUUUGUUAUAACUAAACAUUUAUAUUUCAUCUGUUGGGUCAGGAAGCCUUCUUUAUCAGGUCAUUGACCCGAGACCUGUCUCUUAUCACUGCACUUUCUGUUCCAUGGUCACUCUUCAACUCAUGCUUUUUGUUAAACUUGUGUAUAGGCUUUGGGAUACAAGAAGUAUGAAAGAGGUUAAGACCAUUGAUUUGCCACAGAGUGUUACAAGCAUGGUUUUAUCAAAGGAUGGCAAUGUACUCAUUGCCACAUAUGGGAAAACAAUAUCAUUUUGGGAUCCAGAAAGGUGAGGUAAAAGCAGGUGAAAAAAAGGACCUCAAGUUUUCUAAGACAACAAUAAAAUUCCUACUUUUAUAAUAUGUACAGCUUAAUAUUCUUGGGCAAGCAGCUGUCACAUUUUGCUUGCCUGGCCAAGGCCGCUUCUUGCUCGCCAUAGUUAAUUAUUUUGUCACAGGAGGACUUGUCUGGGUUCAGUGGUUCAUUUAUUUCACACUAUUUACAGAGAAUAACAUAGAAAGAAAAAUAUGUUAUGUACAAUAGAUGAUUACAAAAAUAAAAUAAUUACAGUAGGGGAACAAGCUUAUAAAAAUUUGUAUGUGUGUGGAGGUUAAAGUAGCAAAAGCUUUCCAGUUGACCACCGCCUACUUUCAAAUGAAACGAAGAAAUGACACUGAGCUCUAGUAGGGAAUGUUUGUAGAGCCUAGGACUAAAUCUAGCUGCUCAGAUGUCAUUCUGGCUCUUGAAGUCAUUGCCGCCUCACAGAGCCACUCGCUUCAUAGGCAAGAAAGUUUUAAAAGUUACUUGCCCAGCAAGAAAAUCUACUAGUCCUGGACUAACGGAUGGGACUUCUUUCAAGCUCUGUUGGUAAAUACAUCUGCAUCCUCUACAGCAAUUUUAUUAUUUUUUUCUUCGCCUGACUGGUGUCUAUGCCCCGAUUCAGUGGUACUCUAUUACUUAUUUCUUUAAUAUUAUUUUAUUCAUUCUGUUAUUUAUAUGUCUACCUUUCAUGUUUAGAAUGGAACAGAUCAAGUCUUUUGAGGCUCCUACAGCAAUAUUUUCAGCCUCACUCCACCCCAGUAAGUCUUGUUUUGUAGCAGGAGGAGAUGAUUUCAAGCUUUAUAAGUUUGAUUAUGAAGAUGGAAAGGAACUAGGUAAGGCAAUCAAGAGACAAAAUAACUAUAUACAAUUCUUUGUUCUGAAAUGGUUUGCCAGCCAUUUUGAUCAUAUUUUUUUAACGAUUCACUUAUUAAAUAUCUUAUUUUCUUUGGUAACCAAUACUGCUCAACCUCGUCCAAUAAUAAUAUUGUUAAUUAUUGCACUUUUCUUUUUUCAGAAUCAUACAAAGGACACUUUGGUCCUGUACAUUGUGUCAGAUAUUCACCAGAUGGUGAACUUUAUGCCUCUGGCUCUGAAGAUGGCACAUUGCGGCUGUGGCAAAACACUGUUGGCAAAACUUAUGGACUCUGGAGAGCAGUUAACAAUGGUGUAGCAGCAGAUGGAACAAAUUCAUGAUAACUUAUUUAACAAAUUUAUAUUAUUUACUUCUAAUCAUAAGAGGAUUAUGUCAAGUACUCUUGGGUGAGUCCAAUUCAGUUUGUAAACACAUGCAAACUUGUGCAUUCUCUGCUUCUGUCCACACAUGAACACAUAAAAAUGGAUAAUUUGUAAAUUCUGGAUGGAGACAUUCAGAAAACAAAACAUUGCCAUGUAAAUAGGUUUAAAUGUAUAUCAGUUUGUAUGUGUUUGCAUGAACAUGGUCCCAAGGUGUUUUUCCAUUACAUCAAGUUUCAACUGUUGUGCUAGUUUUAAGUAGUGGUCCAGAUAAGAAGGAAAGAGCCAAACGCAAUGAACACGUUGAAAUGCGAAAAAGGUGAUAACUUAAUUAUUGUCUCUACUACACUUCUGAUUGGUUUAGACAUCAAAAGUUCUACGAAAUCUUCGCAAAGCAGCAUGUUUCUGAAUCCCUUGUUUUCUUACCAACUUCCCCAUAACAAAAUUUCUUCUGAGUCUAAGUAACACAGAAAUCCUACUUUUCUUGGCUAUUGUUUUCAACACUUAUGAUUGGUUGAAAUCUCUUAACACACACAAAAAACGCCCUUUAAAAAUGGAGUUAUUUCGUAGACUACCUUUUUGUAAGUUUACGCAUUCUCUAUGUAAAAAUGAAAACAUUGCUAUGUGAGAAAAGCAUAUUGUGCCAUAACAAAAGAAAUUGCUUCUUUUUUUAACUGGUUAGUCUUGUCCCCUUGAUGCAGAGUACACCCUAUAAUGGCCUGCCUAUAAAGGGUUUUUUUUUCAGACUUUAGGUAUACAUUGUAUAAAAGGGUAAGGAUUUCACUACAUGACUUUGCCAUUGCGGUCUGUAGAAGGACCACAAAAAACUAUCAGAUGCUUUUCAUGGCUGUAAAAAAGUAAGAAAAAAGCUUCCUAGUUGAUUGACUUAUUUAAAAGAUAGUACUUUUACAGCAGUUAAACUACACCAGAUAUGUGAAAGCAGUACAUGUCCUUUCAAAAAUGGAAAAAAUUAAAAAGGGCAAAGUGUUGGACCUCAGAUUAGAGCCUCCCCAUAUAAAACUAUGUUGAAUGCCCCACUCCCAUCAACCUCAACCCCAAAACCACUUUCAUUUUCAGAAAUUCCCUUUCUAGUCCUGCUUCUCCAGAAAGUAACCAACAUUUUGUUCAGUCCAUAUUUAAUGGCACCCUUUAGUGUAGGUAGAAGGUUAUUUGUCUAUGUUCUGAUCAGAUACUGCAGCUCUGUAAUUCCGUAGUUUGUAUACUACAGAACAGGUCCUCAAUGGUUGUUCUUAGAAAACAGAGUAUUUUCACUCACUUGGCCAGCAGCCAUGCAAAUUUAUUACGACAAAAGAAAGCGUUUUCAUAAGAAAAGAGUGCAACUCCUGCAGAACUGUUUUGGGACACCAACAUGGCAGACAUGGGGUCAUGUGAAAAUGCUCAUUGUUAAGGUUAUAUAAAAUAAACCACUGGGGACAAGAGCAUUGUACCAUCUUUCUGAAUAUUAUGAUAUUUAUUUCUUAGAAAGAUUCUUUUCAGCUGUACAAGAGAUAGAUAAGGUAUUUUCUUGGUGUUGUGGAUGUGUGCGAUCAACAAAUGAUUUUGCAGAAAAGAUUGAUAAGACACUGAACUAUCUCCUCCACCACACCACUCAGUUUCCACAACACCAAGAAAUACCCAAUAGGUAUGCUUCUUUCUAUGCUUUAUUGCAAACUUAAGUUAGAGUUAGGUGUCAGAAAUCAAACGUUUAUAAGACCUGUGUAAACAAAUGUUGUCAUGUAGGAGAGUUCAAGUUUCACAAGAGACAAGACUUGACAUUCAUCUACCUUUAGAGAGACUGAGAUGGCAUUUUUCAACCUUUGGGAAAAGUUUUCACAGAAUCAUCUCAGAUUUUGCUUUGAGAUGUUUAUCAACAAGCAACAGCUUUUAAUUCCUUAUUAUUUUGUAUAAAAUAGAAACGACGAAAUGAUUUUAUAACUAAGUAUACCAGUAUGACUGUAACUAACAACAUAACCUUAC
Messenger RNA from Porites lobata, 10416 nucleotides. The record is from the annotation of a GenBank genome assembly. NCBI's taxonomy places the organism in Eukaryota, Metazoa, Cnidaria, Anthozoa, Scleractinia, Poritidae.